AUGAACACCCCGCAAACGUCAGCCGCCGAUGCUGCCGUGGCGUGCCUCCGCCUUCUGCACCGCCUCCUGCAAGACGAGGAGGUGUCACUGGCACAGCUGAGCUACCUUAUCGAGAAUGUGCACGAUCCGUUGGCCCAAGUGUGUCUGCCGCCAAGCCAGCGCCCCAUGGUUGUCCCCGCUCCACAGCUGAGGUCGCCAUCUGCCAGUGCGUUGAACCGUUUCAGCUCUCCUGUCAAGCACGCACACUCGCCGGUGCCCUCGACAAUGGCGGCCGCGGCAGCUGGUGAGGUAAAAGCGCGACGCCUGCCACCCCAGCCCGCCGUGGUCGAGCCGGAGGCGCCUGCGCAGAAAGAGGCAACGCCCGUCAAGACGACCAAAGCGACUGGAAUGAUGCACAGAGCAUCCAAGAAAGCUUCGAAAACGGAUGCGGUGAGCGCAAAAUCCCCCUCCUCCUCUACGUCAACCAGCAAGGCGGAGGCACGCGCCACGCUGACCUUCGGUCAGUACUGGGGCAUCUUCGCCAAUCUACCUACCCUGUAUGGGGUGCACCUCUCCCUCGUGCAGGAGCUCGACACGGUCCUUCUACGACUCACCCAAAUUGUGGAUGAGCUGCAUCCAGCGACCCAGGACACUGCGAACAGCGCGGUGCUCCACUCUCCUGCCGCCACGCCUGUCCCCGACGCGGGCCUCAACACACGCAAGCAUGCUUCAGCCCUUCGUAACCCUUCCCUCAGCGCCCCCGCAGGCGCUCGCAGCGUCUACAUCGAGAUUGGCGUCAUGGUUUGCGAGUUCUUCGGGUCUGAGCUGAUGAAGCACUUCAUGGCGGAGCACAUGAUGUACACAGUCAAGUACACGCAGCAGGCAGCGCCGCACCUGCUGCGGUUGUCGCGGCUGUGGCGAUGGUGCACAGAGCCAUCGGGGUCGUCUGGGGUGUCGGCGGCCACCCUCGCCAGCCUGUCGGAGAUGGACCAGAGGACGAUCCUGCAAAAUGAUCUCUUCUUGGACUUUCUCUGGCGCUCCUUCGGACCAUCCGGCAUGCCAGAGGAUGAUCGGGUGUGCAUACCAGCGCCCCCGGAGCUGAAGCAGCGCAGCGCGGCGGGCAGGCAGGGUCAUGCGCUGCCCCCGGCAAGAGCACUGGCCGGCGGCAGCGGUGGCGCUCGACGCUCUCGCCCUACCGCGGCAGUCUCGUCCCCUGCAGCCCGCUUCCCUCCCAUCCCAGCGAUGUGGGAAGGCUUCCGCACGCUUCUGGUGCUUCUUGCCACCCCGCUAAGCAUCCUGCGCCGCUACACCCACGCGGCACGGUGCCUGGUGGAGAGCGGCGCGCUGCUGCCGAAGGACCGUACGCGGCUGCAGAACUGCUUUAUCGACGUCGCCGCGCUGCGCAUCAGCGAGGAGACGAACCUUAUCGUGGAGGAGCUCUGCCUGCACGAUGUAAGAGGCAUCAUGGCGCUUAUGGACAUCCCGGCUUCCUCUACGAACAGCGGAGGGCCUGUUUCCCUCGCCGGUGGUGAGCCGGUGAACAGCAGCGCUGCUGCAGCGCUCUCCUCCGGCGGAGUACCAGCGAAUCACAGCAACCGCGUCCUCAUACACUACGGUCGUCUGCUGAAGCGCUUUGGGCGCGGGCGGCACGAGCGCCUUAUCUUCCUCUUCAGCGAUUGGAUGUGCUACGCUGAGGAGAGCAGCAACGGUCGUUUCCGGGUGCGUGGCACGAUUCCCCUUUCAGGGCUGCGCGUGGUGGCAGCGCGCGAUGACCCGUCGUUGGACACGGUCAACUGCUUCGAGCUCCUCUUGCCAAGCCUUUCAAAGCGUAUCACCUUCUACGCCGCCUCGCCCGAGCAGCGGGACCAGUGGGUGGACGCGAUCCGCUACACGGUGCGGCGGUUUGAAGUGCAGAAACAAAGGCCGCCUGCAACGAACGGCUCGCCGCGCAACAGCGGCAUAAACACGGCGGCAGGAGACGGGGGCAUGCCGAGCAUGAUGCAGCCUACAGCCCCGAUGCUGAUGGCCAACUCCCGGCUGAGCCGUCAGCGACACAACGACAUCAGGUGGCAGGCGUGCGGGAAACUCCAGCGGCGCACGGAGGAGAUGCCGCCGCAACCCUCGCACAUCAUCUCUGGGGCGGCCCGUGUUCCGUUGGCCGUCGUGGCAGGUGGCCCGGUGGCCGGGUCGUCGCCAUUUCCUGUCUGCCACUCUCCGUCGCCGGCGAACGUCACGCACUGGUCGGCACGCGCAUCUGUGCACCGCCGCAUCCGUAGCCAGGAAUUUAUCGCAGUGCAUCAGCAGCAGCUCGCGGCAUCCUCAUCCCACAUCCCUACACCCACCCAAACCGAUGGUGUCCCGCCAGGCGGCGGCGUUGCGACGGUGGAAACCAACUCCAACCUGGACUCCAUGGUCCCCCCUGCCCUCGACACAGGCAACAUGGACAGCGCCUCACCGGUGCGCUCGGUGGACCGAAACCCGCCACCGCAGAGGCAGCGUUCUCACCAGCUCCUCUCCUCUGUCACAUCGACGGUCGCCGUUGCUGCCUCUGCUGAACGGCGCAGCAGCAGCCUCCUCCACUCCUUCACCAUGGAUAUCAUGGCCAGCCCAAACCGCGGCAGCGGCGGCUCGGGCGUCAGCACCCCGUUGCGCCCCCCUGUAUCAGAGCGCUUCGAGGCGGUCAAGAUCAGCAGCCGCGGAAGAAACCCUCCCCACCAACCGCAGCAGGAGACUGUCGCACUUCCAGAAGAAGUGGCACGUCACCCCAGUGGCAGAGGCGUGGUAUCGCCGCCGUCCUCACCGGCAAGCAGCAGCAGCAGCAGCAGCAGCGGCGUGCUGGACAGCAUUAUCAGCACAGCGGCCCCACCGACGACAAGCUGCAAGGUUAGCUUACAGCCUUUUUGUGAACCACCCUCAGCUUCUGCGGAGGCACAGGCCUUGCCCGGUGCUAACUUGGCCCCGCCCAAUAAAAGCGUCGUCUCAGUAGCCGAGGUCCCGCCAACCUUGGACAUGGUCGCAGAGGAGGAAAACCGCCCACGUGACUCCCGACCGGUCACCACUGCCGACCAAAGUGCGAGCGGCACGGGGAGCGUCAUGAGUGCUGCUGCCCAGCUAGAGCAAAGUGUCAACAGUGGCGCAGAGGAAGAUGGCUCGAUGACGGCCACAGCCGUCGUGACGGCGUUCCGCUCCCCCAGCGUCAUCUAUCACCGCCUCAUGACGCCGAUAUCGCCUCUGGCGACGGACUCCAGACCAGUGCCGGUGCCCCGAGAAAACAGCACCGCCCCGAGUUCUUUCAGCCCCACCUCGGACUCAUCAAAGGACCUCCACGCCAUGGUGCGAAAGCCCAUGGUGGCUGGGAAACCCCUGCGGAACCCAGCGGUACCCCGCCACGUGGACCCAAUGGAGCAGAUGCCUCAAGGCGGCGACGGCAACGACGCCUCGGUGCAGCCUUGA
Leishmania mexicana MHOM/GT/2001/U1103 is the source of this 3432-nucleotide messenger RNA. RefSeq lists its product as hypothetical. The transcript has a single exon. Bases 1 to 3432 code for a protein of 1143 amino acids. NCBI's taxonomy places the organism in Eukaryota, Euglenozoa, Kinetoplastea, Trypanosomatida, Trypanosomatidae. The record is from RefSeq and is a predicted model, not a curated record.